CUCGUAAAUACGUUUUUAAAUUAUAAAUAAAUCAAUGAAAUAUUAUAAGAAAGGAGAAUUGCUUUGCUUCAUAGGAACGUGGGUGCCUUUUGGUAUAUUAGUCACAAUAUUUUUAUUCUUCUAUGGAGUAUAUAUGAAGGUAAGAGAAUAUUGAAUAAUAUUAAAGACUUAUUUGUUACCAUUAAUAUAAUAAGAAUAUUAUCAAAGACCAAUAGUAGAAUUAAAUACAUAUUUGAUUCAAUUAGUACACAUAAAUGACUAUGUCUUCAGCAAUUCAACAUUGGUGAUAACGAUAUCAUUACAUACAAUCCUUAUUCUUUUUUUAAUAUCAUUAAUAAGUACAGUAAUAAUAGUACCUGGGAAAGUGCCCCAAGAAUGGUUAUAAAAGGUGGAUGCAGAAAUAAAUAAGAUGAUAUAGAAUGAAGAGAAUAUGAUUAAUUUUUAAAAAAAGGGUUCACGAACAUCAACUUCAUUUUCUUCAGAAAUAGAAGAUGAACAACGCAUAUAAUUAAAUAUUAAAGCAAGAAAAGAAUUUAUAGAUAAGUCAGGUCAUCGUUUCUGUAAGACAUGUUAAGCUUUUAAACCUAAACGAUGUCAUCAUUGUCGUUAAUGUAAAACAUGUUGGUUGAAAAUGGAUCAUCAUUGUUAAUGGCUUAAUAAUUGUAUAGGUUAAAACAAUUAUAAACUAUUCAUCAAUCUACUUAGUUAUUCCUGUAAUGAAUUCAUGUUAUUUAGGGUUACUACUAAGUUUCAUAAUAAUCACUUACAGUCGAUGCUAUUAUGACACAUUGAAUUCAUAUUCUUCAGAUGGCAAACUAUUUCUAGUAUCUUUUACUUUUCUAUUAUGCUGUUUCUUCUGGAUCCUAUUAACAGCUUUCACUUUAUUCCAUUUAUGGUACUCAAAUGCAUUAUAGUGAGAUAAAUAGGGCGAUAAUAAAAAACAUCACAACCCUUGAAUAUUGUGAGAGUAAACCAAAAGAAUCAAUUCAGAAAAGUGUUCUAGACAAUGUAACAGAAGUGUUUGGUAUCAAUCCUUUAAUUUGGCUACUACCAAUUUAGCCAAACACAAAACCAAUAAUGGAUUGAGAAAC
Messenger RNA from Paramecium sonneborni, 1091 nucleotides. The record is from the annotation of a GenBank genome assembly. NCBI's taxonomy places the organism in Eukaryota, Ciliophora, Oligohymenophorea, Peniculida, Parameciidae.